Molecule: messenger RNA, 1259 nt
Organism: Tarenaya hassleriana
Lineage: Eukaryota; Viridiplantae; Streptophyta; Magnoliopsida; Brassicales; Cleomaceae
Product: surfeit locus protein 1
Exons: 6
Coding region: 60-1070 (336 amino acids)
Cellular component (GO): membrane
Source: RefSeq, a predicted model, not a curated record
CUCGUUCAGCUACAUAAUUGAACACCUGUCUCUCUCCAAUUCUCAAAUCGGAGACGAAGAUGGUGUUAUCUAAAACCCUAGCGAGGUUGAGCCCUCACAGGUCCUCUACUUCUCUCCCAUCUCGCCUCCCCCACCAUUUCUCCUUCCGGCAAACCACCUCCUCUGGCUCCGCUGCUCUCGGGGCCCAUCCGAUCUCUUCAGCUCCCGCUCAAGAGGAUAAACUAGGUUCGAAGUGGUCAAAACUGUUGCUGUUCUUGCCUGGAGCGAUUACCUUCGGCCUCGGCACUUGGCAGAUCAUCAGACGCCGAGAAAAGAUCGAAAUGCUAGAAUACAGACAUCAACGCCUGAAAAUGGAACCGAUGAAGCUAAAUACGGAAUACUCAUCUAGUGUGAAUCCGGACGCGUUGGAGUUUAGACGGGUCGCAUGCAAAGGUGUUUUUGAUGAGCAAAGGUCAAUCUACUUGGGUCCACGGUCUAGGGCAAUAUCAGGUGUGACUGAAAAUGGAUACUAUGUCAUUACACCUCUGAUGCCGAUUCCUGGCGAUCUGGAUAGCGUGCAGUCACCUAUUCUGGUGAAUCGUGGAUGGGUUCCUCGGAGUUGGAGAGAAAAGUCUUUGGAAUCCAAAGACAUGGAUGUUUCUGAAAACCAAUCAGCGAAAGCUAGUGACGAAAAACCCUGGUGGAAGUUCUGGUCUAAGAGACUUGCCAUCACUGAGGAUCAAGUUGCGGCUCUUACGACUGUUGAAGUCAUAGGUGUCAUCCGUGGAAGCGAGAACCCGAGCAUAUUUGUUCCACCAAACGACCCGAGUUCGGGACAGUGGUUCUAUGUGGAUGUUCCUGUGAUGGCACGAGCUGUAGGCCUUCCUGAGAACACAAUCUACAUAGAGGACACACAUGAAGACAUCAACCCGAGUAGACCUUACCCUGUUCCGAAGGACGUCAACACAUUGAUCCGUAGUAAGGUCAUGCCGCAGGACCAUCUCAAUUACUCGUUAACAUGGUACUCUCUGUCGGGGGCAGUCACUUUCAUGGCGUACAAGAGGUUGAGACCAAAGCCUACCCGGAGAUAGCAACACCCUUCUGUUCUGUGCUCUCAUUCUCUUUUUAUGUUACUACUGACCAGUUUUCCAGCAUGGUUAUAACCAAAUUUAGAGAGAGAGUUCUCGUUUUGCUUUGGAUUGUUGUUAUACAUUACCAGAGUUAGAAUAUUAUAUUUUGAAGGGAAAAUUAAAUCCACAUUUGAUUACAAUUCUUUUUUA